This is a messenger RNA of Xenopus tropicalis (tropical clawed frog), 792 nucleotides long. RefSeq lists its product as uncharacterized. Lineage: Eukaryota; Metazoa; Chordata; Amphibia; Anura; Pipidae. The record is from RefSeq and is a predicted model, not a curated record. Bases 38 to 649 code for a protein of 203 amino acids. The transcript has 5 exons.
ACACAUUUCAUUUCUAACCAAUCUUAGAGCAUUAAACAUGUCUCUUAAGAUUUCUUAUAUUCUAAUUUUAUCAUUAGCAAUUUUAUUAAUCACAGAAGGAUUUCCAAUUAGAAGACUUUUAGAACUUGACGAGGAGAAGACAGUCUGGGAAAAAAUUCUCCCUCACAAGCCAAGAUUAGCAAAGAUUAUUAUUUGCAGUGCACUUAUCAUGACAGGUUCGUUGGUCUUAGGACUUGGCGUUUUUCUCAUAGCCUGGCUGAGAGCAACAAACAAAUGGGUUACAGUGCAAGAAGAAAUUUUUGAUGGCAAAAGAAGACUUAGAUAUCCAAGUGCCAUAGAUGAUCUGAGAGGAUUACAUCUUCCAUCAGAACACGUGAAAAAGUCUAAAAUGAAGAGGCAUACGAUCACGGAUGAUGAAGUAGAUCCUAAGAAAACUCUGCAAAUGUUGAAAAGAAAGAAGGAAUUGAUAAGAGAGGCAAAAAAGCGCAAGAGAGAUAUAGCGCGCCGACAAAAAAUGGAGGAUGAAAUAGCUGUCAUACAGCAGAGACUUGAUGAAAACCUGGCCCAGGACCAUAGUGGACCAUGCAAAGCCCAGGUUAGGAGAGAGAAAACAGAGGCCGCCAUCAAGCUGAUUUUGACGUCAUUAUGACACUGCUUAUGGCACUACCUGCAAUAGAAUUUGAAGAAGGAGGUUGCCCCGAAACGUUUGCUGAGAUAUUCAAGAAGACCACGCACUGAUAUAUACUAUUUCCACAAGUGGCUGAGAUCCAAAUAAAAAUCUUUACAAAUCCA